GAGAGCUUAGACGCAGGUCAAGAAUUUCACGGAACCAUGUCCUAGAACAAAAGUCAGGAAGGCGGCAACGUUAACAUGAAAUUUAUAAAUUUUUUAGCGCUGCCGCUUCUGCUUUUUAUUUGGGGAGACAUUGUUGUUUUGGAGGCGAUAAAAGUUAAGAAUUUUUACCCGUUUGGACAAAGCGAAGGGGAUCAAGUUGUUCCUCCUAAUGACGACGGAGGCUCAGGAAGAGUUCCCAUAUCGUUCCCGUUUCCAUUCUUUGGACAAGAUCACUUAUCAUUGUUUGUAAGUAUAGUCUUGUUUCACGAAAACCUCAUUCACUCGCAUAGUUUAAGUAUCAUGGGUAAUUUUGUCGCACUUGCUUUACACUGAUAUAAAUAUCAAUGCUAGGGUGAAAAACAUUGUAAGACGUUGCAAUACUAACGUAUAAAAUGAAAUAAAGAAUGGCGCCAAGAUGUGUAUCUGAGUUAUUCAGGAUCAAAAGUACACACCAACGCCUAAGAAACUAUGAUUUUGAUCUACCCCGCUUUGAUACAGUGGCCUAUGGGAGGCAUUCGCUGCGCUACCAAGGACCUUUUAUUUGGUCGAAGGUCAGUGGUGAGCUAAGAAACUUAACAAGCAUCAAAGUAUUCAAGAAACAUAUACGCGGUGUGGACCUUUCGAGCCAUAUAGAUAAUAAUAGUAACUGCUGUGACUUGUGUGAUUCUGAGUCGGGUAGUAGUUUUAGAUUUUAGGUAUUGAGAUCAUUAAUUUAAAAAAUCAUGUAAUAGAUUAGUGCCAGUUCUUAGGAAAGUGUCCCCUGUUAAGCUAAAUACAUUGACUCUAAAAUAAAGUUAUUGAUAUUAUUAUUCAAGUUUUAUUAAAACGUAAGGGGACUUCCUAAUUCUGACAAGGUGAACAUUGAUCUUAUCACGUCCACCGGCGGUCAAUUUAUGUUCCAUUUCCUCCACACUGUUUCCAUCUAAACUAAGACAUUGCAGAAAGUUAACUGCAUGCAAGUCAGGGGCUGGUGUUCCGUUUCAAAGUAAAACGUUAUAGAAAGUACUCUCGGACACAUGUACGGAUGGCACAACAUAGGUAGCAAUUUACAAAAUACACUGGAUCAGUGGUACACCAGUUAUGGCAGGAGCCCAUCAGAGGGCUCUUUACUGCUUCUUAUUCAGAGUUAGGUACACGGAUUUUAACUAUAAUUCAUUUGGAAGAUUGCCCGGUCAGUGCAGUCGAUAAAUAACAAGCCCGGCCAGUGCAAUCAAUAGAUAACAAUAUCGGAAAACAAAUCGAUAAGUCAGUAACUUUCGAUAAUCACAUUUUUAUUGAUAUCGAUUAAAUCGGUCAAUCGAUAGAAAUCAAUGACCACAACUUUUUUAGCCGUGAGCGCUAUCAAGUCACAAGUAGCCCAAGCUCGAAAUAUGAGCAUCGGCGAGCAUCGGCAUUGUUGCGUAACAUCCGAAAUAUAAGGAUUCGUAUGGGGAAAACACCUAUCGUUUCUGUAACCUACGAAAAUGAAAGGAUUUCAAUAAAAAAAAAGACCGGUUACCUUACAUCAAAUGUGUGUUACGUCUCUACUGUGUGGUCCAUGGGCCGAUUUAUGGCCGUUUUGUGGGUUGUACUGUAAACGGUUUUCUCUCUAUGUGUAAACUUCAUAUUUCGAGCUUGGGCUACCUGUGAUCGAGUUACUGAUAUUAUCGAUUUCAUGAUCUUUCUCUUCAUCGCCCUCUAGGUUGAAACCUAAUGAAUGCAUUGAAAACUGGGCCUUCUUUGAAAGACUUGCGUACAGCUAUCGAUCGGCGUUGUUCUAUGAUUUUAUUACUUGUCCAUUUACUUACAAUGGUGGACAUUAUAUUAGUUUGGUUAGCUGAUCGGCGCUUUAUGAUUAAUUAUGCAGCCAUUGAGCCCUCUUCGCUCGCCAGUGCAGUCUCAAACGUCAAACGCUUUUUUAAUUGCUGAAAUAAAAGCUGAUUAAAAUUAUCCUCCUAUCCUUCUCCUCCCCCCGCCAGGAACACCUGAUACUCAGGUCAAGUGAAAAUGGACGUUUAACGGGAUUUUAGACUGCGAGCAGUCUCUUAUUUUUCUUUGCCAUGUUACUUCAAGCGAAACCCAAGGACGCGAGCGGUGAAGCCGCAAAUCGCGAUAAACGAGGGCGUGAUUGUAACUUAACGUCGUGGUUUUCAAUCGCGCUGGCUGUCGAGAUAAGAACUAGACGGAUUUUAAGAGAAAAGGCGGACUGAAAGCAGUCUAACAGGAUUUAUGGUCAUGGAACAAUGUUGAUUCACCCAAAACCACAGAGAUAGGUUACAUGCUUUUUUUUAAAAUUCAGUUCCAGUCAAGUUAUUCUGUCUUCAAAGUUAAGGUUCUUUCUUUAGCUCCUCUUGUUUUGGAACCAACUUAACUAACGUUCCGGAAACGUUAUCCAGUCCUUUGGCAUCGAUGAACUUCGAUAAAAAAGAAAAGAUAAAGAUCGAUAAUUAUCGAUUGGUCACAACUUUUUAAUCUGUCAACUUUUAUCGAUGGAGUUUAUCGAUAGUCAUCGAGUGUUAUCGAUUAUAGCCUAAAUUGAUUGCACUGGCUGGAAACUGAGAGAGGAUUUGCAUUUACCAUAAACUAGAGUAGCGCGUUCUUGUUUCGACUCGUGGCUUCAAUAGCGUAGUAUAAAAAACGCUCUUUUUAAAGAACAAGGUACACACAUGGGCGUAACGCUAGUUUCCACUAAUGUAGUGCAUUUUUCCACUCGAAAAGUUCUUUGUUAAGUCAACAAUAAUUUUGUCCAUUCGUACGACCCACACGACUCGACAACUUUUCGAAGCGGGCACUUAAGUAAGCGAUAAUAUAAUAAGAUACAUUUUUCCCUCGACAACUCCUGCUAAGCUGACAUAGCUGUCCACUCGUAGGAGUGUUAAACCUUGGCUAUGUUUCCACUCGUAUUGUGUCGACUUCAUUUGGAAUGACUGAAAGUGGUCGUCUCAAGGUGAUGAUUUCGCCUACAGGAAACAAAGUGAAAGACCUCAGUUUUUGUAGAGUGUUCACGGUCCCCUAUUUUUUCGUAAGAUCGUCAGGAUCGAGCGCUUACCGGUACAGGCGGCCAUCGCUGUUUCAUAGGUGAUGAGGAAGCGGGGGCUGACACUCAUCCAAGAUAGCUGCCCGUGACACAAUGCGCUGCACUUCGAAGAUCUUACGGACAGCUAGGGGACCGUGAACAAGCUAACAUAAGUCCUUGAAAGUGCAGCUAUUUCGUAAGAUCUUCAACUCGUUAAGAAAGCAAACACAAGUGAAGGGAAUCCAACGGGCAACCAUCAAAUCAUUUGGCAAGUUAAGGUUUGCCAGGAUAAAAAACUUGGGAGAUUUAGGGAAAAAAGUUAGAGAUUGUUCAAGGUGAUACAUUUCUGACUCAAAAACCAGCUGGUAAUCAUGAGCCAAGAAUUGCGCUAGCAAAAAGGUACAGGAAUAUAUCUCCAGACUGGAGAAUGGAUUCUUUCCUUCUACUGACGAAUGUCCAGAGCGUUUUUACACUGCCUGAUUCCCAAAAAUGUCAUCGUCUGGGUGGAUCGCUGGAGCUUAGAGCCACCGGCCGGGUUCCCCCGCCUCAACUAUCAAGUUGAGCAAUCGGACAAUUUCGGCACAAUAACGUCAGUUUACUACAGGUAGUAGAAUCCUUCAGUUUGUUGUUUUCUUGUGCAAAUUAGGGCUAUUGUUUUUUUAAAACUCAGUGGGAUUGACAAAUGUAAACGAGAAACCAAAAACGAAAUGAAUUCGGGUAGUCAAAAGUCGCGCAUUUGGGGUGAAAUGACAGGCCGUAGGUGGACUGACGGAAAUUCAUUUUAUUCCAACUGGACAAUAACUCUAGCAUCAGAUUAUUAUAACUCGUUAAGUUAAGCUUCUUGGCUGAUACUCAAACAACAAACUUUCUAGCUCUAGACGUAACUAGCAAAGGGGAAUGCCCCUCUUAAAGAAAAUCGGUUGACUUUAGAAGAACAGUGCUCCUUAAUGGAUGAAUAACCGUUUAUAAAUACUAUAACCAAUACUAUGAUCUUCAAAACUUUUGCUUUAGUGCUAUACAUACUUGUAUAACGUUUAAAAAGUGUACCUAAGGAAGUGAAAAUGAUGGCUGCAAUAAGAAUUUAUGGGGCUUCAGUCGAACAAAACCAAAAACGUCUUAAACGUAGUCUAAAUGUCCAUUAAUUAGUAAGGAAGGCGUUUGUUAGCUAUUGUAGCAUCAAACUAGACCAGCUUGAAUCAUCAUCUUGCUUCAGUUGACGAAUAGCUUUUAGGAAACACUAUUUUUGGGAAUAGUUAUGUUUAUCUGCUAAAUAAAGCUUUUUAUUUCAGAUCAACACCAAUGGAGUAAUCUCAUUUCUGACAAACGUUAACCAGUACACACCAGAUAGGUUUCCUCUCGGCGAUAGACGACGACUAGUAGCACCAUUCUGGGCUGAUGCAGAUACUAGAGUAGCCGGAGAGGUAUUCUACCGGGAGACUUCGGAUCUAAACCUUCUAAAGAAAGCAACUGCUGAUGUCACAACUAUCUAUGUGAGAUGCAAAUCGUUUAGAGCUGCGUGGUUGUUAAUUGCAACGUGGCAUGAAGUGGCCUUUUACGGCGCUACAGGAAAUUACACUAGCAAGGUACUGUUACUGAGAAAUCAUCAUCGUCAUCAACGACAACAGACCAAGUUUGUCGCUUGAUGAAGUCAUUGUGCACACCAACAUAAGGCCAGCUCGUGUUUCUGCCUCGCUGUGCGAUUCACAUAAGUUCCACGUGCGAUACGAAUUUCGUCAAAAUAAUAAACCUAGUACGGACCUCCCUUCGAGAGGAAUAAAACAUUUAUUAGUUUACAAGAUAUGCUUACGCCAUCUUUAGUGGUAAAUCUUGUUAUUGGUUGGAAUUUAUAAUAUCUAAAUAGGAAUCAUUUCAGUGAUAAUACUCCUUAACGGUAACAACUCAGGAAAAAGGUAAACUAGUAUUAGACAGAUAAAUAAGGCUGCUAAAUAGAAAGGUAUGCACUUGUUUGUACUGUCAGUUUUAGAAUAGUUUUUGAGAUCUAUUAUAUAAUGAAAAAUGCUGCAAUUUUAGUUCUGGUCGCAGUUAAAUUACACGAAAUUAACCCUUAGACUGGCCUGCGAUCGUGACCUCCAUAUCGCCUCAUGUCUCUCUGGUCUCAAAUAAAAUAGUGCUAUAGGUCCUAUAAGCAGUAAAAUGGUCAGUUUCUUUGUAUUGUAAAAUUUUCAGCGUCCAAGUAACCUUGUAAUUGGCAUCACUGAAAUGAUGUUGUUUAUCAGUAGAACCCAAUUUAUAAGGUAACGUAGCAGACACGAAAACCGAAAAGAAGGAAAGGAACUUGCCUAUAAGUACACGAGGAUAAUCGGCUUGCACGACGUCUGAGAAUAACUUUUUAUUUUACUACUACUACUAUUAUUAUUAUUAUUAUUAUUAUUAUUAUUACCACUAUAAUUAUUUUAUCAUCAUCAUCAUUAUUAUUACCAUUACCGCUAUCAUUAUCAUUAUCGUAAUCGUUAUUAUUAUCGUAUCGAUGAGUAAUUUGUUUUAGAAGUCUUUUUAGAGAGCUUUCGAACAAAGAUUUGAAAUGUAUAUAAUAGAAACACAUGAACUUGUGUUGCUUAUGUCACCUCCUUUUUUUUUUUUUCCAGAGAAACACUUUUCAGGCAGUUCUUGUUACAAACGGUAUAAAUUCGUUUGUCAUCUUUAAUUAUGAUAAGCUAACAUGGACUACUGGUACAGCUAGCUCAGGAAACAGCUCAGGGCUCGGAGGCAAGCCUGCACAGGUAUGGUUCACAUCCAGCGAUUCACAUUCAAAAUAUUUUUAAUACGUAGUUAGUUUAGAACUAUGAUGGUCAAUGAAAAUACAACUGACCUUUAUGCAAGGCGCAAAGAAGCUGAAAAUUAAUUGUAAAUACAGUCAUCAUGUCUUGACAGGCUGGUUUCAAUGGCGGGGACGGACUGCGAUAUUUUAACAUUCCAGGAUCUGGCACGCACCAAGUACUUGACCUUUCUCAUCAAUCCAAUGUUGGAAUCCCUGGUCGUUGGUUAUAUCGCAUUGACAGCAAGGCCGGUGAUUGCAAUAAUAACGGUAGGAGGCUUCUGUUUAGAGUUAAUGAAAGCUACUUUUAG
Molecule: messenger RNA, 6121 nt
Organism: Porites lobata
Lineage: Eukaryota; Metazoa; Cnidaria; Anthozoa; Scleractinia; Poritidae
Source: the annotation of a GenBank genome assembly